AACAGCUGGUAAGAUACAGAAGGAGUAGGACCAAGAGGGCCCGAUCCCAGAUUGAACCGGGUUCCAACUCCCAACUACAAUUUGAACUCCCAUUUAUUAGGAUUCUACAAAUGACAACUCAGUACCGCCUCUUUUUAUUGUUGAGAUUAGCCCCUCAAGUGAUGACUCGGUCUUCUUGACUUAUACAGCCAAGCCUUUCCUUCCAGAUAAAGCUCUCAUCUCACUCGGUUUUGCCUGCUUCAACCCCUUUCUACAGCUUCAUUAUCCGUCUUUUCUUCUAUUCUUUAACCCCUCUCAUCCUCUUUACCUAUAUAUAUAAAUGCACAACACCUUACAACUCAUGCAUUUUUUUUCUAAUGCGGUUUUUUGGUUGGUGAGCUGAACUCCAGCUGCCUCUUAUUGACUUCCCGGAGUUCAUGGAGUGCUCGUUGUGUUAGGCUUCCUUUUUGGUUUCUGGGUUUCUCUUGCAGACUUUUAAAGUGAAGAUAUGUGAAAGUUAGCGUUUUGUUCCUGGAAUUAGAUUCAAAACAUAAAAGCGAGGUAAUAAGUGCUUCAGGGGCUAUGACGUGUUUUCCUUUUCAUAAGGGAGAGAAAAAUGAUGAACCCAAGGCUACAAAGUCUACUUCGGUGCGUUCUUCCACUUCCAUUUCCAUGUCCACUGAUCAUGAGGUGAGGAGAUCUGGGUCUGAAUUCAAUUCUCAAAAUGCAUCAGACAUCAGCACUGAAUCCUCUGCGAAGACCUCAUUUACUAGUUUGCAACAAAGACCCAGCAAUCUCAAAGUAUUCACCUUCUCUGAGCUAAAGUCAGCUACAAAGAAUUUCAGCCGCUCUCUUAUGAUUGGUGAGGGUGGAUUUGGUGGUGUAUAUAGGGGUGUGAUUCGAAGUACAGAGGAUCCACAUAAGAAAAUUGAUAUUGCUGUAAAGCAACUAAGUAGAAGAGGGUUGCAGGGGCAUAAGGAGUGGGUGACAGAAGUAAAUGUUUUGGGGGUUGUUGAACAUGAAAAUCUUGUCAAGUUAGUGGGCUAUUGUGCUGAGGAUGAUGAAAGAGGGAUCCAACGACUGCUGAUAUAUGAAUAUAUGCCCAAUAGAAGCGUGCAGGAUCACUUAACAAAUCGAUUUGAAACACCUCUUUCAUGGUCCACAAGACUGAGAAUAGCCCAAGAUGCUGCUCGUGGCUUAGCAUACCUCCAUGAAGGAAUGGAAUUUCAGAUUAUCUUUAGAGAUUUCAAAUCUUCGAAUAUUCUCUUGGAUGAGCAGUGGAAUGCAAAGUUGUCUGACUUUGGAUUGGCCAGGCUGGGGCCUUCUGACGGACUAAGUCAUGUAUCAACAGCGGUUGUAGGAACCAUUGGAUAUGCAGCUCCUGAAUACAUCCAAACUGGGCGGCUCACAGCCAAAAGUGAUGUGUGGAGCUAUGGAGUCUUUCUCUAUGAGCUCAUCACUGGUAGGCGGCCUUUGGACAGAAACCGCCCCAAGAAUGAGCAAAAACUAUUGGAGUGGAUCAGGCCACACCUCUCUGAUGUAAAGAAGUUCCAGCUGAUUUUGGACCCUAGGCUCGAAGGAAAAUACACCCUUAAGUCUGCCCAGAAACUAGCAGCAGUAGCCAACAAGUGCUUGGUGAGACAAAUAAAAACACGCCCCAAAAUGAGUGAAAUCUUAGACAUGGUGAAUCGGAUUGUGGAGGCAGCGGAAACUGGGAGCCCUCAACCUCCGAUAAAGAGUUCUACUCCAAGAGAUGCUCCUGAGGAAUCCAAGAGAAAAAGACUGAAGACAAUGUUUGUGGAUCCAAUAAUAGGAGAAAACAGGAGAUUGGUUUGGCAAAAAUGGAGACCUAAGCUGGUGAGGACUUCCUGAGAGAAAUGGAAACAAACAAAGAGACAAGGCAGAUUUUCUUCUUGUGUGGAUGCAGUAGACCAUGUAACAAGGCUGUUUUCCUCUACCUCCCCCCCUUUUUUCCCAUGUUGAAUGUGUAAACUAUUACGUUAUAUCUUUGCCUUUGGGCAAUACAACUGUACAGGUAUGAUAUUGAAAUCAAUACAGAUGAGUGCAUCCUAAAUUUGUGUUA
Vitis vinifera (wine grape) is the source of this 2062-nucleotide messenger RNA. RefSeq names its product serine/threonine-protein kinase PCRK1. The record is from RefSeq and is a predicted model, not a curated record. Gene Ontology annotation, molecular function: ATP binding; protein kinase activity. Bases 562 to 1851 code for a protein of 429 amino acids. Lineage: Eukaryota; Viridiplantae; Streptophyta; Magnoliopsida; Vitales; Vitaceae. The transcript is spliced from 5 exons. Gene Ontology annotation, biological process: protein phosphorylation.